GGGUCUCCACGCUCUCUUCUCACCCACCCCCUCCCAUAUUCAAAUCGACUCGGCCACUUCGCAUCGCUGCAUCUCCCAGCCCUUGUAUGCGGUAAUUCGGCAUCAUGUCCGAUCUCUAUCUCUCCCGCAUUCGUAACUGGUUCCUCAGUUCGCCCCCGGCAGAAUGGGCCCUCAAGGGACUCCGCGAGACCCUUAUCGGCGCCUUGAAGCAGGGUCCCAUCCCUCGCCAUGUGGCUUUCGUUAUGGACGGUAAUCGGAGGUAUGCUCGGAGCCACAAGAUCGAGACUAUCGAGGGCCACCAUCUCGGCUUCGAGGCACUUGCGAGGGUCCUCGAGAUAUGCUACAAGUGCGGUGUCGAGGUUGUGACAGUGUACGCAUUCAGCAUCGAGAACUUCAACCGCCCAAAAUACGAGGUCGAUGGCCUGAUGCAGCUGGCCAAGGUCAAGCUGGAGCAACUGAUUCAGCACGGAGAACUACUCGAGCGAUACGGCGCCAGUGUCCGCGUACUUGGCGAGCGUGAUCUACUGAGCGACGAUGUGCUCGAGGUCAUCGACCGUGCCGUUUCCACAACCAAGAACAACAAGAAGUGUAUCUUGAACAUUUGCUUCCCAUACACAUCGCGAGAGGAAAUGACGACAGCCAUCCGUUCAACGGUCGACGAGUAUUCGAAAUCAUCCGCCCCGAAGAGCACACCCUUCUCGCAAACGCGCAUUACACAGAAGAUUAUGUCCAAGCAAGGAGAUAGGAGCGAGAAGAGCGAAAGCGACAACUCCUCUUCAGGACAAGAGCCGACGCACACCCCACCCGGGUCGGACGACAACGAAGACUCCAUGUCGUCCACCACGACGCUAUACCCAGAAUCCCCGGGCCGUACAUCCAAGGACAGCUCCAACAACGUUACCAUAUACCCCAAUGCCGAGAACAUCACGACCGAGACGAUCGAUAAACACCUGUACACGGCCGACUGUCCACCUCUAGACAUGUUUGUGCGGACUAGUGGCGUGGAGAGAUUGAGCGACUUUAUGCUGUGGCAAUGCCACCAAGAUACCCAAAUGUUUUUCCUCAAGUGUUUCUGGCCCGAGUUUGACCUGUGGCAUUUCCUCCCUGUCUUGCUGGAGUGGCAGUGGCGGCAGAAGAAGAAGGCCAUGGAGGAGAGGCCGCGACAGCGGGUCAAGACGGCCUGAACGGCCUUGAUACCCAAUUGUUAUGUACGGCAUUGGAGCGAAAAGAGUCCUUAGCAGCAGCAUAUAGAAUCAUCCAGGGCAGAGAAACCCUCCAUGCAUAUGUUAGGGCUUGAGAGGUUAAGGGUGCUAAAAAUAACUUGCCUUCUGACCUGUUUACAUUUGCGUCUUUCACAUCACCCGCAUCAACAUAUUCAUAUCAUGCGCCGCGACUGCUCGAGCAUGCGCCCGAUAACGGACAUGAAGCCUACAAAAAUUGAGCGACCGGGACAUUUUCACAGACAGAUUCACAAGAGAACGAAACAAGCGUCCAAAUACCAAUAAAAUUUACCUUGAAUCAUUUUCUCGAACCCGAUUUCUUAGGGGAAGAAGCAGCUCGUCGAAUUGCUUCAGUGGUCGACC
Neurospora tetraspora is the source of this 1583-nucleotide messenger RNA. Its product is annotated as Decaprenyl diphosphate synthase-like protein. The record is from RefSeq and is a predicted model, not a curated record. Gene Ontology annotation, molecular function: ditrans,polycis-polyprenyl diphosphate synthase [(2E,6E)-farnesyl diphosphate specific] activity. Gene Ontology annotation, cellular component: dehydrodolichyl diphosphate synthase complex; membrane; lipid droplet. The coding region runs from base 105 to 1184 and encodes 359 amino acids. NCBI's taxonomy places the organism in Eukaryota, Fungi, Ascomycota, Sordariomycetes, Sordariales, Sordariaceae. The transcript has 3 exons.